Babesia bigemina is the source of this 504-nucleotide messenger RNA. RefSeq names its product DNA-DIRECTED RNA POLYMERASE II, III, putative. The record is from RefSeq and is a predicted model, not a curated record. Gene Ontology annotation, cellular component: RNA polymerase III complex. Gene Ontology annotation, biological process: transcription initiation at RNA polymerase III promoter. Lineage: Eukaryota; Apicomplexa; Aconoidasida; Piroplasmida; Babesiidae. Bases 1 to 504 code for a protein of 167 amino acids. The transcript is spliced from 3 exons.
AUGUUUAAAAAUUACAUCGUCGAGGACCUGGUCACGCUCGAAGUCGCGGAGUACCUCGACGACGCCCACCGGAAGCUCACCGAGAAGGUCAUCUCGGGCGUGGGCCUCGUUGUGCUCGUGCAGGAGUUUAGCGUCCAUUCGGAGCCCAAGAUUCUCCCCAACGACGCCAGCGCACUCUUCACCCUGCGGCUGAAGCUGCUGGUGUUCGCGCCGGAGGUCGGCGAGCUGCUGAGCGGCACCGUCGUGGGCUCCGACUCCGCGGGGAUAGAGGUGUCGCUCGGAUUCUUCAGCGACAUCAAGCUGAUAUCGCUCUUCAUGCCGCAAAACGCGGCGUUCGACCAGGAGGCCACUACGUGGUACGUCGUGGAAAACGACGCCAAACGCUACUGCAAAGAGAGCACCCCCGUCAGCUUCAAGGUCGUCGAGGUCACGUACAACGACACGAACGACCCUUCGAAGGACGACCAGUUGCCAGUCAUGCUUGUGAUCGGCAAGUUGGCGUGA